This is a messenger RNA of Dovyalis caffra, 2643 nucleotides long. The record is from the annotation of a GenBank genome assembly. Lineage: Eukaryota; Viridiplantae; Streptophyta; Magnoliopsida; Malpighiales; Salicaceae.
AUGGAGAGGCCUCUGAUAGGAGAAAUUAGCGGUGGAGGAGAUGGAGGUGUUAGAAGAAGAGAUCAGUCUAAGCCCAGGUUUAAUCGACGUUAUGAUGCUAUCACUUAUGGUUCUCGUUUUCAAAAAGCUGCUGCUCUUGUUGAUCUGGCCGAAGAUGGUAUUGGUAUACCAGAGGAAAUUCUUGAUCACGCAAACUUUGAAAGUGCUGCAAAGUUCUACUUCAUCUUUGUUCGGAGUGCUGCAAAAGAGGUUGUCAACCCAGAGGCAAAUGUAUACUCAGCCAUAACUCUCAUCAUACUAGUGGCACAUAUUUUCUUUCCAAUAUCAUAUGAAGGGUUUCGUAUCUACUGGAAAAAUCCUCUCAAUUGGUUAAAGUUCGAUGUGCGCAUUAGGAUAGAAUUGCAUGAUAUUUGUUAUGUGGACUACUAUUUUGUUGAGGAUAUCCAUCUCUGUAAGGCUGCAUCAUUACUGAAUGCCUGUAGAAAUCUUAGGGACUUGCAGAGUAGCAUACUCAUCUUGGCUGGAAUGCUUAAGACAUACGUGAAUGUCUUGAUGUUGCUCAAUGCUAUAUUUCCAUCUUAUGCUCUGGCUCUAGGGCUUUUAUUUCUGCUUUUCUCGAGUUGGUUAGCCUAUGUCAUUUUUGAAGAUACCCAACAGGGGAAAAUGAUUUUCACUUCAUAUGGAACCACAUUGUAUCAGAUGUUGGUUUUAUUCACAACAUCCAACAAUCCAGAUGUAUGGAUACCUGCAUACAAGGCUUCACGUUGGUAUUCCCUAUUUUUCGUUCUCUAUGUUCUAAUAGGAGUGUACUUUGUCACCAACUUGGUUCUUGCUGUCGUAUAUGAUAGCUUCAAAGAUCAGCUUGUAAAACAAGUUUCUGAUAUGGACCGUAUGAGGAAAAGAGUCCUGAUGAAAGCCUUCAAUCUCAUCGAUAAGGAUAAGGCUGGAUACCUUAAUAAGGAGCAAUGCAUUCAUUUAUUUGUAGCACUGAAUAAAUACAGGAGUUUGCCAAAAAUAUCAAAGGAAGAUUUCGAGUUGAUAUUUGAUGAACUGGAUGAUACUCAUGACUUCAAGAUCAACUCGGAUGAAUUUGAGGACCUUUGCAAUGCAAUCGCUCUAAGAUUUCAAAAGGAGGAUGUUCCAUCUUACUUUGAAUACCUUCCAAUCUACCAUUCACCUUUCUCUGAAACGUUGAGAGAAUUCAUACGAAGCCCUAAAUUUGGCUACAUAAUAUCGUUCGUUCUCAUAGUGAAUCUGAUAACUGUCAUCAUUGAGACAACGCUUGAUAUAGAAAACAAUUCUGCCCAAAAAGUGUGGCAAGAUCUGGAAUUCGUCUUUGGGUGGAUCUAUGUUGUGGAAAUGGCUCUAAAAAUCUAUGCAUAUGGAUUUGAGAAUUAUUGGAGGGAAGGUCAAAAUCGCUUUGAUUUUGUCAUCACAUUGGUAAUAGUUAUUGGAGAGACUGUAACUUUUGCAUCUCCUCAUGGGCUGACUUUUCUUUCAAAUGGAGAAUGGAUUCGUUACCUCCUCAUUGCAAGAAUGUUAAGAUUAAUUAGGAUCUUGAUGUAUGUACAAAGUUACCGGGCUUUUGUUACCACAUUCUUAACCCUCAUACCAAGUCUGAUGCCUUAUCUGGGCACAAUAUUUUGCGUCAUGUGUAUAUAUUGCUCUCUUGGUAUUCAGAUCUUUGGUGGGCUUGUGAGUGCUGGGAACCCCAACUUGGAAGGAACAGAUCUUGCUGAAGAGGAUUAUGGGAAAUUGGCAAGUGUGGAUGCAGAACAUUCUAGAUCAGAUGGCUUUUCUUGUGUUAAUAAUGGUAUUGAUCGAUUGGAUUUAUCACCAGCUUGUAUUUGUCACACCCUAAUCUCUUGUACUGUACUAUUUCAGAGUUAUAAGGAUUUGACUGGAACUUAUUGGAGCCUUACAUACUUCAUCAGUUUCUACCUAAUAACAGUUCUAUUGCUUUUGAAUUUGGUUGUGGCUUUUGUCCUGGAGGCAUUCUUUGCUGAAAUGGAACUUGAGGCAUCAGAAAAAUGUGAAGAGAACAAGGAAGGAAGCAACACAAAAUCCCGGCGCCGAUCUGUUGGGUUGUCAAAACCAAACAGGACCUGCUGGUUCAACCAGGUUACACUUGAACCAGUCAAUGCUCCAGUUUGCGUUCUAUCCAAGAGUGGUUUUGCACUUUUGAACCGUACUUAUAAAAAGAAGACUCAGGGGAGGGAAAGGGAGAUGAGAAGCAUGAAAGGAGAAGUGGAGCUCAACAUUCCUGCACAGAAAGCUUGGGAGAUGUACAGAGACAAUGAAAUCAUUAGCAAAAUAAAUCCUGAAAUGCUUGCCCUUGCCGAAUACAUAGAUAUUGUCCCUAACCAUGUAUUUGCUAACUUGAUAUUAAGAUAUCAACCCACCACAUUAAUUUACCAGUCCUUCACUGUGUUUCACGCAUUGGUAAGCAGCUAUGUGAAGGAACCCAUGCAGAAGAUAGAGAAGGUAGAGAUUGGAAGAUCAGUCACAAAUAGCGUUGUUGGGGGUCGCCUUAGGGACAUGUAUGAUCCAUUUAGGGUUACAUUUUCAUUAGUUCCAGUUCAAGGAAAACGAAAAGAGGAGGAGAAAUGUAUUGCUGAAUGGAAGGCUGCUAUGAUCUACUGA